AGUCCAAGGGUGAUCCCCCCCACCCCCUUGGGCCCAAUAUGAUACUAACUAAAGCCCAGUACGAGGAGAUAGCCCAGUGCCUAGUGUCUGUACCGCCCACCAGGCAGAGCCUAAGGAAGCUGAAGCAGAGGUUCCCCAGUCAAUCGCAGGCCACUCUGCUGAGCAUCUUCUCCCAGGAGUACCAGAAACAUAUUAAAAGAACACAUGCCAAACAUCACACUCCAGAAGCGAUUGAAAGUUAUUACCAGAGGUAUCUGAAUGGUGUGGGGAAAAACGGAGCAGCCCCUGUGCUCCUGGAGCUGGCCAAUGAGGUGGACUAUGCACCCUCAUUAAUGGCUCGGAUUAUCCUGGAGAGAUUUCUACAGGGGCGUGAACAGACUCCACCCUCCAAGUCUGUUAUAAAUAAUAUGCUACGGGACCCUUCUCAGAUUCCAGAUGGAGUUCUAGCCAACCAGGUCUAUCAGUGCAUCGUGAACGACUGCUGUUAUGGACCGCUGGUGGACUGCAUCAAGCAUGCUAUUGGUUAUGAGCAUGAAGUCCUGCUGAGAGAAUUGCUUCUGAAGAAAAACUUGUCCUUCCUAGAUGAAGAUCAGCUCCGUGCAAAGGGCUAUGACAAAACACCAGACUUCAUUUUACAGGUGCCAGUUGGUUUGGACCAGGCUUGGUCAUCUAUUGGUACGGAUUUAUCCAGGAACUGGACUGCAACCGGGAAAGGGGCAUCCUGCUCAAAGCCUGUUUCCCCACAGACAUUGUCACCUUAUGCCAUAGCACAGCUUGACCCUGAAGAUCCUGGAAGAGAAGCCGGAAGCAAUGUUACUUUCCUGCAGUAUAAACUUCUGGCAACAUCUGCCCUGAACUUCAGCUGAACCCUGCAUCUCUGGACAAACAUAUCAGGAGUUUCUGCUUUCCUUCAUCCCUAGCUGAUGUGAAUAGCCAAGAACUCCGGACACAACCCACUCAUUAUCAGCAUCUCUGUCUCUGACACAGUUAGUUUAUAGAUAGUCAUACUCUUGCUUCCUUCCGAACGCUUUCUCCUUGUACACUGAACAGAAGGAAAGGUACAGGGCUGAACGGUGGGAUUUUUCAAUUCUCUCUGUUAUCGAAUCACUGCCUUAUUUUUUCUUCUAAACCUCCAUGCAUAUUCUCUCUCUCUCUUUCUCUCUCUCUUGUCUCUGCAUGGAUACACUCUGGUACUAAGUGUUGCAUUAACAUCAGGGAAUAACCUACCACAAACCUAGAAAAGCUGGAGACAGGAAGUCUGUAAAUAUGUGUUCCUUCUCACCU
Phodopus roborovskii (desert hamster) is the source of this 1284-nucleotide messenger RNA. It is a transcript of the gene Cdin1, whose product is annotated as CDAN1 interacting nuclease 1. The record is from RefSeq and is a predicted model, not a curated record. NCBI's taxonomy places the organism in Eukaryota, Metazoa, Chordata, Mammalia, Rodentia, Cricetidae. Gene Ontology annotation, biological process: erythrocyte differentiation. Gene Ontology annotation, cellular component: nucleus; cytoplasm. Bases 39 to 866 code for a protein of 275 amino acids. The transcript has 10 exons.